Micropterus dolomieu (smallmouth bass) is the source of this 677-nucleotide messenger RNA. RefSeq names its product voltage-dependent T-type calcium channel subunit alpha-1H-like. The coding region runs from base 163 to 636 and encodes 157 amino acids. The transcript is spliced from 2 exons. Lineage: Eukaryota; Metazoa; Chordata; Actinopteri; Centrarchiformes; Centrarchidae. The record is from RefSeq and is a predicted model, not a curated record.
CAAAAAUAACAAAUACAGAUACAAUGUAAACUACAAAUAAAAGUUAACAAAAUUUAUAUUGCCAUGUAACAAACGUCAAGUGCAACAGUUGGCUGAGUCACUCUCUGUCCCUCAGGUUGUGACACAGUGACACAUACUUGGCAACAAGACCAUUGCGUUGCCAUGACGAGCGAGGAGGAGGAGGGCCCCAGCGUUGCAACAUCAACAGCAACAACACCGUUGGCUGCAACAAUCUCCAGGGUAAAAACAGCCGUAUCCAGGGGCGGUGACAAUGAUGCUGUCACUUACUCCUCCCCAUGCAGGCCUUCCCCGUACCACCUCCCAUGUCCCGAGGAAAAGGAGGAGAAAGAGGAGGAAAUAGAGGAGCAAGGGAUAAUUCAUGAAGAGAGGAUUGAGAAGGAGGAUGAGGAGGAGAUGGUGGAGUUAAAGGGGGAUGAUGAAGAUGAUGGCAGCAGUGAUACCAGUGUGUUAGUCGUGCCCUACCCUGAGCUGGUACCUGUGGUCUUCUUCUGCCUCAAGCAGACAACCUGUCCUCGCAGCUGGUGCAUCCGCAUGGUCUCCAGCCCAUAUCCUUUUUAUGCUGUGAAUGAUGAUAGUUGGAGGUUGUGGAUUAUCUCCACAAGUGCUGUAUUUUAAUAUCUUAAUCCAUCAUCAUUUAAUCAUUCAGAACUCUUCAU